This is a messenger RNA of Cuscuta campestris, 1720 nucleotides long. NCBI's taxonomy places the organism in Eukaryota, Viridiplantae, Streptophyta, Magnoliopsida, Solanales, Convolvulaceae. The record is from the annotation of a GenBank genome assembly.
AGCAACUCACAAUUUAGCGUUUGGGCGAGGGCUAGAUUGACACAAGAACAAAAAAAAUAAAAUAAAAUAAAAAAUCAUGCAUUGAAAAAGUACUUCUGGAUAAAUUCUUAAACAAUUUAGGAUCUUAAGGGAUUCAUCAUCUCCUGGAAUCUAUCUGAAUCCUUGACGGGAAUGUCUUUGCAAAUUCUUAUUCUUUAGAAUGUUCCGGCGAUGAUCCAUCCGACCUGCCUGCUAUAGUCUGUCGCCAUCGCCCACGCUGAUUCACAGUUUCCCAACCUGCGAUUUGGAUUUCCUUAGGGUAGAUGUUCUAUUUCCAUUUAAUCUGCGCGAGUGUCUGCUUCCCGAAGGACCGUUAUGAUAAUCCGGCGAAUUUGCGCGCGUUUCUUGCCAAUCGCAACCACUUCUCCUUCAUUCUGCCGGCAUAACCCCUGCCGUCGCGAGAUUCCGGCCAGUCGUUGUUUAAUAAUGGCUGCCCCACCGUCGCCCUCUUUCGCCUCGGGUACUAGAUGGGGUUCCAGUAGCUUUUAUGUUCGGAUGCAUUCUCUUGAUGUUAGUGGUAGGGGCUGUGGGUAUGAUAAUGGAUCUGCUGCUCUCGUGCUCAGGGGUUGUUGCCAUGGAAACAGGUCGAAUUCUUACCGCAAAUGGCCUGCCAAUCUCAAUUUUUGUGCUGCCACCAGAAGUAGUAGUAGUAGUAGUAGUAGUAGUAUGGAAGGGAAUAACGAUGGUUUCCCAAGGCCACAGGCGGUUUCUCCCUGUUUGCCUCAUUUGCUCUGCGAUCCAGAGGAGAUUCGGCUGGGGGGCGAGGAUGAGGUUCCAAGAUUUUCCGUUAACAAUGAUAAAGCUUCUCGCCGAGGAGGAGAAAGUUCGCUUGGAUUCUCCGACCGAUACUUGUCCAAAAAGUUUGAAGUUGCUGUUGAUAUAGAUGAGGUGCUCGGAAACUUUGUAUCAGCUCUCAACCAGUUUAUUGCUGACCGCUACUCAUUGAAUCAUUCAGUUUCUGAAUAUCAUGUAUAUGAGUUCUUCAAGAUAUGGAAUUGCUCCAGGGAUGAAGCUGAUAUUCGUGUUCAUGAAUUCUUCAAGACUUCUUAUUUCAAAACGGGAAUACAUCCAAUUCCUGGGGCUAGGCAAGCUCUGCAAAAGCUGCACAGAUUCUGCAACUAUUCAAUAGUCCCGACAAAAUGCAAUUAAAGACCACACUAUUGGGUGGAUCGAGAAGCAUUAUCCCGGUCUUUUCGAGAAUGUUCACUUUGGAAAUCAUUUUGCUUUAAACGGAAAAUCCAUACCCAAAUCAAAAAUUUGCAGGUCUGUUGGAGCAAAAGUUUUGAUUGACGACAAUCCACGAUAUGCUAUAGAGUGUGCUGAUGUUGGGAUAAAGGUUCUUCUCUUUGAUUAUGAAAACUCUUAUCCAUGGUGCAAGACAGAAGUAGUUGAAGGGCACCCCUUAGUUACAAAAGUCCAUAAUUGGGAAGAAGUGGAGCAACAUUUAGAAUCAUGGAUUUUUCCUGAGAUCACUGCAAAGUAGUAGGUUCAGGAGAUUCGUGUAAAUUCUUGCUGUUCUUUUUUUUUUCUUUUACAAGACCCAUUCAGGAUGGACCCACUUUAUUUGCUAAUUUUAAAAAGAUGUACUUUUACUGUAUUUUUUUUAAGAAUAUGGAGUGGAGUUUAUGUGAUAAAUUUGAUUAAUCAAAAUUAGUUUGGUCAAUAAAUGGAUACAAUUGUA